UGGGAUUAAAGGUGUGCACCACGCCACCACUGCCCAGCUUCAUGGAGUUCUUUAGGGGGGCUAUUCAUUUCCUCCUUAAGAUCCUCUGUUGUAUUUAUAAAGACUACUUUAAGGUCCUUGUCCUGAGCUCCAGCUGUACUGGCAAGCCUUAGGACCUACUGUAUUAAAGGUGUUGGGCUCUAGUGGAGACAUACUGUCCUUGUUACUGUUUUUAUGCCCAUAUCUAGGCAUCUGAGUUUGUGAUGAUCAUAAUUCUGACAUCAGUCUUGUCUUUGGGUAGUGUUUUGUUCCUUGUUUUCUGUUGCCCUUUCUGGCUCUUAGGAGUGUGUGGUAGCUGUAUGUUGCCUGGUAGGAGAUUCUUUUGGGAUCCUGCCAUUGGGGGUUUGAGUUAAAUGUAUUUCUAGGUUUUGAGAAUAAGAUUGGCGUUGGGUGAUUUGAAGGGAUCCACAAAAGGGAAGAAGUAAGGUGUCCUGGAUCUAGGAUCUAGGAUCUGCUUGGUGUCCUGGGAAUGGGGGCAGAGGGAGGGGUGCAGCAGGUGAUCUGCUGCGGAGCUGGGUAAGACUUGGGGACUGAGUGCUUCCCUGGCAAGUAGGCUCCCAGGGAACUCAGUCCACCUUUUAUGACUGACUAGGACUUACUCCAUUGUAGGUGACAAACACAGUUGUUUACCUGUUCAUCUCAUUAGGCAUCUAGGCCUUUCCACACUUGAGCAACAAUGAAUUGUACUGCUAAGAGUAUUAUACACCAGCUUUGUUUGAACUGUUGUUCUCAGAUCUUUGUGAUAUUGCUGGACUGGAAAUGUUGGAUCACAUGAUAAUCCAAUUGCGUUUUCCACUUUGUUUUGUAUUGUUCUGUUUUGUAGAUUCUCACUCUAUAUCCCUGGAUAGCCUAGAACUUCUUAUGUAGACAAGCUGGCCUUGAACUCCCAGAAAUCUACCUCCCUCUGCCUCUGAACACAGGAAUUAAAGCUGUGCAUUAUCAGGCCCAACUCUAUUUAUUAUUAAGCUUUUCGAGAAAUAACUAGACUGUAACAUUAGACGCUAUGUAGUUACUUAAUCCUCUUUCUGAGGUUAUUGUUACUGUAUAUGUCAUGUGCCACAGGAGGGAAGGAGUCUCGUGUCUCUGCUUCAUAUGGGUUCUAAGCAUGGGGCUGGCUUGUCAGGCUUGCUCUCCUGCCAGUCCAUAUGAGCUGCUUUAUGUUUACCAUUCUAAGUACUGGUAAGUUAAGAGGUGACUACUGCUACACUAAUGGGUGUUAAGUUAGAUAAUCUGAGACGUUUUAAUACAUGUUUUUCUUCUUGCACUUAAAGGCUUUUUGUGUUGAUUAAUUACUGACAUUUCAUGUAGUACCUUAUGAAUGUAAAUUGAAAUGCUCUGUUUUGAAUGUAAUAAAAUUGGUAAAUAUUUGAUAUAAGUGAAUGAAAGAAAGAAGAUAAGAAUAAUAAUACUUUAUUAGUUCAGGUCAGGCAUUAGAGAACUUUUGCCUCUCAAGUAUAAAUAUAUAAUGUUGUCUUAGUUCUAAGGUGGGGGGAGGGUUGGUUUUGGUUUGUUUAUUUUUUACAGUCUUGCUAUGUAGCUUUGGCUAACCUCAAACUCAUAGCAAUUCUGCUGCCUCAUUCACCCAAGGGCAGGGAUUACAGACAUGCACUAUGAUGCCUGUCCACAUCUAAUUCUUUUCCAUUCUUUUUUUCCUCACAGUUCAUCCAUGAGCUCAGAUUUCCCACAUUACAACUUCAGGAUGCCUAAUAUUGGGUUCCAGAAUCUGCCUCUCAACAUCUAUAUUGUGGUUUUUGGCACUGCUGUGUUUGUCUUCAUCCUUAGUUUACUCUUCUGUUGCUACUUGAUUAGGCUGAGACAUCAAGCACACAAAGAAUUUUAUGCCUACAAACAGGUUAUAUUAAAAGAAAAAGUAAAAGAACUUAACCUACAUGAACUCUGUGCUGUGUGUCUAGAAGACUUCAAGCCUAGAGAUGAACUGGGGAUUUGCCCAUGUAAGCACGCCUUCCACAGAAAGUGCCUUGUUAAGUGGCUGGAAGUCCGGAAAGUGUGUCCCCUGUGCAACAUGCCGGUGCUGCAGCUGGCCCAAUUGCACAGUAAACAGGACCGAGGUCCCCCUCAGGAGCCCCUCCCUGGGGCAGAGAAUAUUGUAUAGCUUGCUGCAAGGAUCAGACUGUUGCUGGACACAUCAGUAUGGAGCCAGGAGGAACACAAGCAGACUCCGUUUUGGCUGCUCUCUGCCUGGGGCACCCACUGUCACUUCUUUUGCCUCAUGAAGAACUCUUGAGCCAGGCAAGCUGAGACCCCAGGCAUCUGGAUCUUGUGACAACCAAAGCACCCUGAUAUUACCCAAUGCCAAAAGGAGUGGAUGAGCCUGCAGAUUUGGUUUCAGAAGUUUCCUGAGCAUCGCCUGUGUCUCCCAGGCACCUCCACAUCAAACAAAAGGGAAGAUAAGCACAGGUGUUAGAGACCAGAGCUGUGAAUGGGGCUUUGAUGCCACCCCACCUGUGGACCUGUAAGCUGCUGUGCAGACACGACAGCCUGUUGUUGGCACAUGUCCUCUUGACAUCCCGAGUCCAGUGAAGCCAGUUGUUCCAUCAACUGAAGCACAACUGGCUGUCAGUGUUCGGUGAGGCAGCCCCUGCAAGGCUUUUCGGGUUCUGUUCUUUUAAUAAGGCCAUCUUGGAACCUGAAGACUUUGGGGACAGCAGCUGCAGAACCCCUGCCACACGUGCCAGUUCACACUUGCUGUCAAACCUUCCAGGUUGAAGCCAUUGGAAACCCUUGGAAAGGCCUGGUCAGGAGCCAUCCCACUUCUGCUUGCCCUCCUAGUCAUCAGUAAGACCCAGCAGGAGCUUAACCCGGAACCUCCAUGGUCCCUGUGUAACCCAGGGCCAGGGGACUGCUCAAGUACACCACACGUGUAGUGUGAUUCCAUUACAGCUGCUGGCCUCAGCCCACUGGCUAAGGAGUCUCUCUGGCCCCUCAAAUGGCUCCAAUGAAGAGCCUCUUAGCAAAGCCAGUCCUAACCCACCAGGACGGCCAGGACAGACACUGGCUUCUCUCCUCUGCUCUUUUUCUACAUAAGAAAAAUGUCUUACUGCAUUUUUAAACAUUUAUCCCAAAUCAGCUCCCUGUAAUUCCGAAGCCAGCAAGCCACUUGGAGUUGUAAAUAGUUUGAGGAAGCUCCCGCAUGGCUGGCCUUCUGUUGGUGUGUACCUCAGUUCUGUGGACUUGAGAUCCCUAACUGAAGGGGUUUUUAUAGGGAAAAUGCAUGCUGCUCUUUGGCUCUUUCUGUCCAACUUUUCUAGAGAUAACUGCCUCCAAUAGGCUUUGUGAACAGUGUAAAUUUGCCGUUUAAAGCACAGACUAUUAUUCUUACAUAGCUUGCUCUCCCUUCCCUUGUCACAAUAGUGCCACUGCAAUGCCUCUUCAACUGCUCUGCUCUGCUCUGCUCCAUCCCACAGGUGUGAGGAAAUGUUUUCAUGAAGUACAUUCUGGCAUGGAGAUGGAGGGCUUUGCUACUCUGUUCUUGUAUUCUACCUAACUUAGAAUGAGAGGGGACCUGCCUUUGCCUCCAGUAGCUGGAAUCAGUUGAGGAAGAAAAUUCCAAUUUGUCUAAAAAGUGCUGUGGAAGCCAAGUUGUGGCAGUAUAUAUCUGUAGAGUCCCAGCCGAGGCGGGCAGUGUCACAAGUUUGAAACCAGACUUGGCUUCAUAGUGAGAUCCUCUUGCAAAAGGAGGCAGCAGGGGUAAGAAUAGGGGCUCUUGGCAGAGUCCAUUUGGAAAGUUACAAAUCCAGUUGGAAAGAAUAAGCUGUUCCCAGUGUGCUGUUUGUGACAGGCCAGCUGGAUUCCUAUGCAGGGCAAGGGAGUAUGAAACUUUCUAUGGGAGCCUUAGCCUGAUUGACUCCAGUAAUUCAUCCCUAUGUCCCUCUGUUUGUAGUACCAUAGUCAAAUGCCCACACUCAGUUUACAGUGAAAUGUUUUCAAGUGACCAAUGCCACAAGUGGGCUUCUCCUGGCUUAAUUUUGUUAUAGGCUAGCAUCUAGCAUUUCAUAUUGCAUAACUGGAUACAAUAAGGAAAUCCCCCCUUAAAGAUUUCAAUAUGAUCGAUACUAUAAAUUAUUGCCACUCACAGCUUUCAUAGAAUCUUGGCCUUUAGUUUUAGCUGCAGCUUCUCCUGUCCUUGGAUUCAACUACUCAAAAGCCAGCAUCACCAAAGCCCCGUAUUUCUAGAGGCAAGAUUGCUCAUCAGACUUCCAGAUAGGUUGAGGUGGUUGGUGUGCAACCUGAAUAGUCAGGGGCAUUGGAAGAAUCCUGGGUGCUUUGCUCUGCUCAACUUGAAUGAGGUCUCCUAACCUUUUCUGCUCAGCCACUCUUAAUGUGAUUUCUUCCCAAAAGGCAUUCCUUGGGCGAGAAGCUGCAGCUGCAAAGUAUGUUUCUCGUCUCCCUUCUUGGCCACUGCUCCUACUUCUGGCACCUGCCAGCCACAGCAACCCAGUAUUUGCUCCUGAUAUCUGGGUCCCCAUCAGUGCUUUCUCUUUACCUGCAGCACUGGCCCAAACUUACAAUGAGAUCACUCUUUCCACACCAUUUCCUAAGUUUCUGGUAACCUUUUUGUGUGGAUGUGUGAGGAUUUGGGUCUACUCUCAGACCACUGGACUCUUAAGUGUCUUUAGUAGCUAGAGGAUUGGGUGUCACUGUGGGCUGUAGUGUUAGAAGUGGAACAAAACCCAUCUAUCCUACCUGGGUCACUGUAACAUACAAAAAUUGACACGUGCAGCUUUUCUUUGUCAAGUGUAAUUUAGUUUGGUCUAUUCCCAUUUAAGGUUCUUUUAACAUUUACUUGCCUAACCAGGAAGUAGAACAAAACAGCCAUGUAGGGACAGGUAGUCUCUGGGUGAGAUCUGUGCUGAGGAACAAGGGGGCUCCCACCAUUGCCAAACACUGUUCUUGACAAGACUUGACAAAAACAUCUUUUCCAUGGCUCUGUUCCACAGCAUGCUAUCUCUAACUUGGAAUAGCCACUCUAGGCUGUGCUAAAUACCUACAACACUUACUGAGAAUUUGAGAUUAUAUAGAGACGUUCCUGAGAGCUCUAUGCAGAAAUCUUGGACUAGUUUGAAUUGGUUGCUUGUGCUUUUCUGCAGGUCAACCUCUCAGACCCUCCUUUCUUUAACCACCACCUAGGAACUAGCAAGGUUUCUAGAUGAUCUGCCAGUCCAGUCUGGUAGGCACAGGCACGGGAGCAGGAGCUGCUGAUAGCACAUACCUUCCUGGUCACAAACUCAGGAACUUCUCAACUAUGGGACUAACUCCUGGCUCCACCACAGUUUUCUCUGAGACAGGUUCUGCGUACUCCCGGUUAUCCUGAAACUGUAUAGACCAGGCUGGCCUCAAAAUCAGAAAUCCAGGGCCUUCUGCCUCUGCUGCAAUUAAAGGCAGAGCACCAUGCCGAGCCUCCACAUUGAAUCUUGACUUGCUCAGUCUUCCUUGAGUCUUUGAAUAGGUAAUCCUUAUGAAAUUCACACAUCACAAUAGUUGCCUUCCUUGAAAAAAUACCCCAUGAGCACUGGAUUCAUUUUUGUUUCUUUAGUCUCCUUUCAUGGGAAUGUGUGUUGGGGGUGGGGGUGGGGCUAUAAAGAGAGCCUACCCAGAAGUGUAUUGUGUGUGAAAGGUAAGCCUGAAGUAGAGGUCAUUUUUGCAUUUACAUUCCUUUUUAUAUGGCUUCCUUCACAGAUCCAUCCCUCAGUAUCCCUAAUAAAACAGCACAGCUGCUUUCCCUACCUUCUCCAGGAUGACAAAAGCUUGCCCCCCAGCCCUAACCAGUCUCUCCAGGUGCCUGGACCAGCUGCCACCUUCCUCACUUAGUUGGUACCUGUGCUUUUGAAGCAGGAAAGCAUGUAUUAAGAGAUCUCUUUAAGUCCCCAGGGCUAACAGUCAUUCUGCAAAUGAGACAUAGAAGCAAAUACUUGGUAUAGAAUUUUCUCCCACCCAACUCUCAUUUUUGCCCUCUCCCCUUCUAAGGUAAAAGUUAAAGCUGUCUCCUACAGGCAGCCAAUGAAGGAGAAAGCAUACUGUACCUUGCUCUCCAGCAUCCACCACCCAAGGUCUUCGCUACUCACCUGCUUCCCUGCAGCCUAAGCCGCAGCCAGUGGGUAAGGUGGAGACUCACCCCUUUGGCACUUCAUCGACUCUCUAGCCUGGUUAAUCUUCCCCUGAUAAGAACCUCCUGAGGAGCUGGGGAGAUGGUUCAGUGGCUCAGAGCACUGGCUGCUCUUCUGAUGAUCCAGGUUCAGUUCAUAGAACCCACCUUGUGACUCUCAGCUUCAAUCUGUAACUUCAGUUACAGAUCUGGCAUCCGAGUGUACCAGGUGCAAACAUGCACAUGCAAGCAAACACUCAUACACAUAAAAAUAAAUUUUUAUUUUUAAAAAAUUGCUUAAAAUGGGACCAUCAAAGUAUUUAACUUAGAGGUAGGGACGUAAAAUGCCAGGUAAAGGUUUUUAAAAUAAGAUUAACAGGACUGGGUUCACUAAGUUGGAACACCUAUCAGUUUUCAGGUUCAGCUUUAGAACCCAAAUUAUUUCAAGAUGCUUUCAUUCCAGUUAGCUCAGCACGCAUCCAAAUUCUUAGUUCCUUUGUUCAAGGAUCAGGAAAAGCUACCCCUGCUGUUUUAAAGACGCGCUGUAGCUCAGAUCAUGACCGCACCAGUGUUAAGGGCCUCGUGUGGUUGAACCCUCAGCGCCGUCCAUGCCUCUCCUUCCAGGCUGUGGUGGAGAAGGUGACGGCUUGGGGCCAUUGCCUCUGCCUGCUGACAUGUCCAGGAAGGUGGAGGAAUGGCACUUUAGUCUUGUCGUUUAGCCCUAUGGGGCUUAUUUACUAGAUACAACUCCCUCAAAAAAGGUUUAUGAAAUGCUGAGCCUCAGGUUUCAUAGACGUGUUUGUACACUAAGAAUUCUGCAGCAGAAUAUUUUUAAACAUUGGUUUUUGUAAGCUAUAUUUUUGUAUAUUUAAUUGCUAUUUUAAAACUUUAAUGC
Molecule: messenger RNA, 7037 nt
Organism: Mus caroli (Ryukyu mouse)
Lineage: Eukaryota; Metazoa; Chordata; Mammalia; Rodentia; Muridae
Source: RefSeq, a predicted model, not a curated record